UGCCACCUCUUCACUUCCGGUUGAAAAUGUCAUUUGUAAACAUGAAAAAGAAAGCUUGAUUGACAUGUAACCGUAACGUUUGAACAUUUAACCGUUCUUUUUUAUGGUUCUAAACCAGUUUUUAGGCAAUGGACAAAGCAUCUCGCCACGAGCUUCUCAGGAUUGUGGAAGCACAAAGAGAAAAAAUAACAAAAUAUGAGGCAAAGCUUAAAGAUUUGGUUGUGGCUUACAAAGGCCUGGCAAAGGAAAAGGAAGCAUUAGAUGCCAGCUUAAAAAUUCUCUCUCAGAAGAAAACUGAGCAUGAGACGUCAACUUCUGAACACAAACAGGAGGGAGAGCACCAGGCAGAAGCAGAAAAGAAAGAGAACCAGUUUACAGAUCCUCUCCAGUCCACCCAUAAGGGAGACGGCAAGGAAGAAGAGAAGUCGGAGGUCGGAUCUUCGGAAUCGGACCAAAUAACGACCUUGACAGAAUCUUUGUUAACCUUGACCCAGGAGAAAUCAAAGUUAGAGAGUGUGUACCUGGCAGACAAAAAGAGAUUACUGCAAGAGAAUGAGGAUUUAAAUGAUAAAAUAAAUGAGGAGAAAGAAAAAUCCGAAAAUGACAAGAAAAAACUAGAAAAGCAAAUACAGGAGUUGAAGCUGCGGAUUCGGGAGCAACAGACGGAGAGAGAGAAGGAACAGAACGACCACGCCCUGAUGUUACGAGAACUUCAGAAGUUACUGGCCCAGGAGCGGACCUCCAAAGACCAGUUAGAAAAUCAGGUGGAUGAUUUGAAGUUUACACUCUCAGAGAAAAGUCAGCUGUUACCCAGUAUGUCCCAGGCCUACGAGAAAAAAAUAACGGAUCUGACCGUGGAGCUAAAAGAAGUCCGCGGAAAGUUAGAGGCAGAGAAAAUCAAAGCUGAGAUGCCUUCAGAAGGUCUUGUACAACUGCAGAACGAAACGUCCAAAAUGAAGAAGGAGUACCAGCUACAGCUAUUGGAGGAACAGAAGAGAAGUUCCGAGUCCCAAGCUAAGCUAGAAUGCUACAAACAGGAAAGUGAAAACCGCGUGUCCGCCCUGGAGUCAAAAAUCUCAGAGCUGUCGGACCUGGUGGGAAAUUACGAGCGGUACAAAGUCCAGGACCAACAGAGCAUACAGAAGCUGAAAGACCGCAUGUCACAGCUGGAUCUGGAGAACACGGCGCUGUCACGGUCCGCUGGUCAGCUCGGGAACUACGACGAAGAGUGGAGGAAUCUAGAGGCGUCACAGCUGGGUGAUCUCAUCGUCAAACUACAUGGCUUCCUACGAGCUGCCAAUCAAAGAACAGCAACUCCUGUUUUACUGGAAGAUUUACUGCGAGAUGAAGAUGGCCAGUGUCCCAAGUGUAGGAAGAACAGAGACGAACUAGAAAACAUGAAGGAGGAGUACGAGAGAUACAAACUCAGGGCUCAGAGCGUGCUCAAAAAUAAAACCUCAAAGGACACAGGGAACAGUAAGGAAAUAGAUACACUGAAAUCUCAGCUGAAUGAACUCAGGGAGAGAACGAAAUCUCUACAUAUACAACAUGAGGCAGAACUAGGGAAAGAGAAAGCGAAAGUAGAGACCGCUCACAAGACACUGAUGUCACUACAGGAGAAACACAAGGCAGAAAUUCUCCAUUUAGAGGCCGAAUAUCAACACCAGAAGAGCGAGUUAGAAGUCGAGAUUCGGAAACAACGAGAACGGACGGUGUCUUUACUGGCCGAGAAAGAUCGAGACAUUGAGAUGUUGAAGGCGUCUGUGCCGAUUUACGAUUUUGUUCAGAAUCCUCCCGACUCGGGGGCCUCAGCGGAAUUCCCAGGGGGUAAGUCUGAGGAGGAAAGGGCAGUGUCAAGGUUACUGAACAUGUCUUCCCUGAAUCAAGGCGAUUCCAAUCUGUUCUACCGUCAAGAACUCUCCAGGAAGGAGGUAGAAAUAAACACAUUGCGUAAACAAAAGCAUGAACUGGAGUCUGCUCUUAGAGAAUUACAGUUAAACAGUCAUUCUAAGGAGGAGUCACUAACGGAACGAAUUGAGAUGUUGACAGAAGAAAUCCGACGAAGUGAUAGAAGUAAGGCCAGAGAAGGUGCUAAUCUGGAGUAUCUUAAGAACGUUACAUAUAAAUUCCUGACAAGCUUCGAUCCCAAGGCCAAGCAACAGAUGCUGAACGCCAUCACCACCAUCCUACAGUUCAGUCCUCAGGAGAAAUCUGUAGUCCACACACAACUAAAAAGCUGGUGGUCCGGAACUAUAUCAUGAGGACCAACCCACUGUAGAGGGGGGGAUUACUGGUCACCCACUGGAGAAGAGGGGGCUACUGGUCCAAACACAACUAAAGAGCUGGUGGUCUGGAACUAUAUCAUGAGGACCAACCCACUGUAGAGAGAAGGGGGUUGGGGGUGUUACUGGUUCACACACAACUAAAAAGCUGGUGGUCUGGAACUAUAUCAUUAAGACUAAUACACUGUAGGGGGAUUACUGGUCAUCACACAACUAAAGAGGUGGUGGUUGGUACUUUAUCAUGAGGAACAAUCCACAGGGGGUGGGAUGGUACUUGGUGGGUGAUCACUAAUUUCUGGGGACCAAAUGAUUUGGAGGGGAAAGGGAGCCUACUCUGUGAUCAUGAAUUAUUUGUGUUCCUUGAUUUUUUUUUUAUUAUUUUGGGGAUGUUUGGUUGGUUCUGUCAUUGCAAUUAAAUGUGAUUCUUUGUUAAUUUGUUGCGUGUCUGACAGAUAUCUAUGGCAACUGAACAAAACUGGUACUACAUGUAGUUUGUAAUCUAUGGCAAUAUCUAUAAAAUUUUAUUGAUAUGAUUGUAUUUUUUUUUCAUUUGUCACAUUUUCACUGAAGUUACCAAAAAUGUGCUGAGCAUAUUUUACACUCAUGUUAUUGACUUGACAGUGCUGUUUUAAAAUUAUUGUAUAUAUUUUCAAUUUUUAAAUUUAUUGUGAUAUUUAGUAUAUAUGGGUAAAUUUCAGUCAUUAAUUGAUGCUGUCAGUUUUCCUAUCAAGUCAGUACCUUGUUCUAUGAUAAGAUUACAGCAAUGUGAGCUGCAUUUUUGAAAAUUUUUGCUGUUAAAAUGUGUUACAGUUUAUUAUGUUAAAUAAAAAUGUAUUAUAAACCUUUUUGAUCAAUUUGACUUAAAUAAAGCAUUAAAUUGUUUCAGAAGAAAGACUUCUAUACAAAAGAAUAUAACAGUAUUAUAUAAGAAAUCAUCACUGUAAAAGACGACAAUAAUGUAAUUUUAAUUCAAUCAAAGCUGAAUUAUAAAUAGUUCUUACAUCGCAAAUAUAAACAACAGAAGUUUAUAAACAUUUUUUCUGUCAUUGAAAUAAUUAUUUAAAUUAUUUACAAUUUUGCAGCAAAAAAAUUCGACAUAAAAUGUGCAGCUCAUAUUGCUUUAACUUUCUGUAUUGUCUUUUUUUGACUAGGAAGAAUGGCAAAAUAUUCAAUAUGAAGUUUGAUGAAGUUCAACACCAAUAAAGCCUUUAUAUAUAUAGUCAUUACAUGAUGAUUUGCGUUUCCUUUCAUUUUGAGCUGUGCUUGAACAGGCAAUGAUCUGUAUACGA
Saccostrea cuccullata (small rock oyster) is the source of this 3571-nucleotide messenger RNA. Its product is annotated as GRIP and coiled-coil domain-containing protein 1-like. Gene Ontology annotation, cellular component: Golgi apparatus. NCBI's taxonomy places the organism in Eukaryota, Metazoa, Mollusca, Bivalvia, Ostreida, Ostreidae. The record is from RefSeq and is a predicted model, not a curated record. The transcript is spliced from 10 exons. The coding region runs from base 129 to 2261 and encodes 710 amino acids.